CUACGGUAGAUCAAAAACUCAUAUAGGAGGUGACAUAAAAAAGUGGGGCUAAGGUGUACUAAAAGUAAAUAAAUAAAAAGUACAAAAAACGAUGUGGAAGACGUUUCAGCAUGGGGAGAAUUUAUACAUGAUUAAAAUCGUGCAAGACGACAACCUGAGACUUGUCGUGACUGAUUUUCAAAAUAUCUGGGUUCAAGAUGUCUCCAGAGACGAACUUCUGCAACAAUUUCAAGAAGCUAACCCUCUGUUUGAUAUUAAAAUAGAAGAGGUUGGGUCUGAAGUUAUAGAGGCUAUAAACAGCAUUUCUGAUUGCACUAAUGUUGAAAUGGUGGAGAGUGAUGAGGGGCUAAAGCUGAUCCUAAACACCAUAAAGUCUGAAUAUAAAAUACGGUUCAAGUUUAACUUACUUAAGUCACCAUCAGAAACUUUUUUAAAAGAAAUUACAGUGCCCUUAAUUCAGACAGUGAAACACUUGGAAGAACGUCAGAGCAUGUUAAUUAAUUUACUUCAUAAAAAAGAUAGAGAACUGGAAGAAUAUAAACUUGAGAAAGGUUUAAUUUCCAGAGACGACUUAAUUACUGAAAAAUUCGAUGUAGAAAAGCUGAGUUCUAUCGAUGAUAAAUUAAUGAUGAACGUUUUUGGACAAAAUGAGACGUUUUGGAACUGUUUUGUGGGUCAACAUGGCAACAUAGAAGCCAACAUUGAAGAUGUGAAGCAGGAUCCUUGGAAUCAUAUAAAACGUAAAAGAAAAGUUUAUUCCUCAAAAACCGUCACCAAAAAGGGUAAAGGCAUUAACUACGACAAUUAAUUUAUUAACAACUGUAUAUGCUGUACUUUUUACUGAAAUAUUAAACCAUGUUUGGCAAACUUGUUAGCGUAGUGGGCGCAGCUGUAGUACCUCCAAUUUGUGACAUCUAACAAUAUAUUUUUUUAAGAAUU
Molecule: messenger RNA, 939 nt
Organism: Tribolium castaneum (red flour beetle)
Lineage: Eukaryota; Metazoa; Arthropoda; Insecta; Coleoptera; Tenebrionidae
Exons: 5
Coding region: 92-808 (238 amino acids)
Biological process (GO): double-strand break repair via nonhomologous end joining
Cellular component (GO): nucleus; DNA ligase IV complex
Molecular function (GO): DNA end binding
Source: RefSeq, a predicted model, not a curated record